Molecule: messenger RNA, 1863 nt
Organism: Salvia splendens (bonfire salvia)
Lineage: Eukaryota; Viridiplantae; Streptophyta; Magnoliopsida; Lamiales; Lamiaceae
Product: notchless protein homolog
Exons: 13
Coding region: 80-1528 (482 amino acids)
Biological process (GO): ribosomal large subunit assembly
Cellular component (GO): nucleolus
Molecular function (GO): protein binding
Source: RefSeq, a predicted model, not a curated record
UGACAAUCUACCCCAACUUAUACCCUUAAACCCUGCUUAAGUUUUUUAAAAUACAAACAGAAAGCAAGAAAAAGAGAAGAUGGAAGUUGAAGCAGCAGAAUUUGGUAGGGCGGAGGAGAGAGAGCAGAGCCACCGCGUCAUAUGUCAGCUCACCGACGCGGAAGGCACGCCGCUCGGUUCGCCUAUUUUCCUGCCGGAAACCGCAGGUCCUAAGGAGCUCCAGCACCUCGUCAAUCAGCUCCUCAACAAUGAGGAAAAGUUGCCUUAUACUUUUUAUGUGUCGGACCAUGAGCUUGCAGUGGAGCUUGGAUCGUACCUUCAGAAGAAUAAAGUUUCCGUGGAGAAGGUCAUUACAAUAGUAUACCAGCCCCAGGCUGUAUUUAGAAUACGUCCAGUGACUCGAUGUUCUUCAACUAUUGCUGGUCACACUGAAGCUGUGCUUUCUGUUGCCUUUAGUCCUGAUGGACACCACCUGGCUAGUGGAUCAGGUGAUACAACUGUUCGUAUGUGGGAUUUGAAUACGCAGACACCAUUGUUUACAUGUAAAGGACACAAGAACUGGGUUCUUUGUAUUGCAUGGUCGCCAGAUGGUAAGCAUCUAGUUAGCGGAAGCAAGGCUGGAGAACUUAUAUGCUGGGACCCACAGACUGGCAAAUCACUGGGAAAUCCACUUAUGGGGCACAAGAAAUGGAUAACUGGAAUUUCAUGGGAGCCAGUGCAUCUUAGUGCUCCAUGCUGCCGAUUUGUCAGUGCAAGUAAAGAUGGUGAUGCAAGGAUCUGGGAUGUUGCUUUCAAGAAAUGUAUAAUAUGCCUUACUGGACAUACACUGGCCAUAACCUGUGUGAAAUGGGGAGGUGAUGGAUUCAUAUAUACUGGAUCUCAGGAUUGCACAAUUAAAAUAUGGGAGACUACACAAGGAAAGCUAAUUCGGGAAUUGAAGGGCCAUGGGCAUUGGGUGAAUUCAUUGGCAUUGAGUACUGAGUAUGUUCUCCGAACUGGUGCCUUUGAUCACACUGGUAAACAGUAUUCAUCUCCAGAGGAAAUGAAGCAGGUUGCUUUGGAAAGGUAUAAUAAGAUGAGGGGCGGUGCUCCUGAAAGAUUGGUGUCUGGUUCAGAUGACUUUACCAUGUUUCUAUGGGAACCUGCUGCCAGCAAACACCCCAAAAAUCGUAUGACUGGUCAUCAACAGCUUGUAAAUCAUGUUUACUUUUCUCCUGACGGGCAAUGGAUUGCAAGUGCCUCCUUUGAUAAGUCAGUCAAAUUAUGGAAUGGAGUAACUGGAAGUUUCGUGGCUGCCUUCCGUGGCCAUGUUGGGCCCGUUUAUCAAAUAAGCUGGUCAGCUGACAGUAGACUGCUUUUGAGUGGAAGCAAAGACUCAACUCUCAAGGUUUGGGAUAUUCGUACGCAGAAGCUGAAACAAGAUCUUCCAGGACAUGCAGAUGAAGUGUUUGCAGUGGACUGGAGUCCAGAUGGUGAGAAAGUAGCAUCAGGUGGAAAGGAUAAAGUUCUGAAGCUAUGGAUGGGGUAGACGUAACGCCAACAGUUUCACUAUCAUAUACCGAGUUUUGGCAAGAAACGGAAUCGCUGUUGCCACAAGAGAUCACAAAGACAGGUAUACAUUAGUUUAGAGAAGUAGUAUCUUCUUCUGUGGUGGUGAUGAUCAAGCUGCAUAUUUUUAUUUCUCAUUUAUUUCCCUUUGUAAAGGAAUAAACAACAAACAGGGUUAGCUAAAAUUUUCAUUUUUUUAAUCUUUACCAGUUGCACUCAACAUCCAUAUCCUUGGAAGAAAUGGUAAUGGAGUACAUUUUUGUUUCCCAACAGCUUAAUUUUGUCAAUCGAUAUUAUAGAACCAAACACAUAAAA